This is a messenger RNA of Bursaphelenchus xylophilus (pine wood nematode), 3941 nucleotides long. The record is from the annotation of a GenBank genome assembly. NCBI's taxonomy places the organism in Eukaryota, Metazoa, Nematoda, Chromadorea, Rhabditida, Aphelenchoididae.
AUGGCUGUGGGAGGCUUUGAUUUUAACCUGAAGCUAACAGGGGAAGUGAACGAACAAACUUUCUGGACGAAAGUUACUUGGGGUACUUCCGUUGUAAGCGUGGCUGCAAUCCUGGCCGCAAGCCAGGCUGAAAUUUUCAAGCCCGGCCCGGGCCUGCAAAGUUUUGAAUGCCCCGCCAGACUGGCCCGGGUAAAACUACUGUGCAAUUUAUCGACAAGGGAAGUGUUCGAAGGGCGACGCUCAGAUUUUCUUUAAAUUUUGCACACACGUCGGGUAUGGACUAAAUAUCAAUUCAUGAAAGUUUUAGCGUGCGCUUUUCAGGCGUCGCCGAGAUAUUGAAAGAUCUUUGCCGCCGAGAGAGUACGCUUAACACGGAGAGCGGACAGAGGGAAAAACAUGUUUUGGCCAUAACUUUGCUUGUUUCCUGCGGAAAAAUUUGAUUUUUUGUGGAAACAUUGCUCUAUACGAUAGAAAUAGGCAUAAAACUUUUCGAGCCGAAAUUCGGCAAAAAGUCCUAAAUUUUGGCCGACUUUCGAUAUAAAAAUCUCGGUUGGUUCUGCAAAGCGCGAGCUAGGAUUCUCGCAUAUAUCUUAGGAAAAAUUAUUCUAAAUUUGUGCCAAGUUUCAUCAAAAUCUGAGCGUCGCACUUGGGGUUUUUCUGGACUUUCGUCCAGAAAGUUUGUUCGUUUUCUUCAUUGCUUUGUUUUACAACGUUUUCUUGUUGUUUGCCAAAGGGUAUACACUUGUUUUAUACAACUUUUUCUCCUCUACAAAACUGUGUGUUUAAUUUUUUUGAAAAUUUCAUUUUUCAUAAUUUUUCGGGCUCAGAAAGUUUCUAAUACUUGGUGUAAGUGCGACGCUCAGACUUUUUUCUUCCCUCGUAAUCCAUGUCCAUUUAACUAGGCUAAAAAUUUCAUUUUGAUACAAUAUCAUCUUUCUCCAAGCUCAUUGUUUUAAUCUCCAUUGCAAGUCACCCCCAACCCUCCAUCAAAGCUUUAUUUACCCUGCGCCAUGACUCAAGAUCAGCCAGCUUUCAUCACUUGCCCCAAACGAAUUAAUCCAGUCCAUCCGAAUCAAGCCGCUGAGGAUCCAUUUCCGCUAAAAAUAACCUCACGCAUUGUACAUAUUUUCGUACGCAUAAACACAACCCCUUGCGGGCGUCGCGCGCGCGCGGUCAAGAUUGUUUGCCCGGCGAGGUGAAUGGGAAGCGACGUAAUGUUCCAUUCAACAGGCGAGGGCAAUACAAAAGCAAUACGAACAAAACUUUUUUUUGUAUUGUUUUCUUUUCGCCUCGCGGCGGUUAAUUAGGCUGUAUAUUAUAGGUUAGCCGGCGGAGUGCAGGGGCUGCGGUGAGAGGGGGAUUUUGGGCGGAUUUUUUCGGAUUUUGAGGUUUUGAGGUACAGGUUGUUUCAAGAAAUUUUGUACAAAUUUGUUGGUUAUAUCUUAGUGCUCUUUGCAGCUAUCCAAGAAGUUUAAGUCGUAUUUAGAAUUUGAAGUUUUGAGUUUUUAGAAAAUGCAAAAGAAUUUUGUCUUGUCUCGGCGGAGAGACCAUUUUUCGGCGGAGACAUUUGAUGCCUUUUUUUUAAAUUACACCUCGUUACAAAGCCCAGGCUUCUCUGUUACGGAUGAAAUUAGGCUUGCCACAUCUGGCAGUACGUAAUCUGUUAGUCUCGGCAGCUUGGCGGAUGUUUCACAUAUCGGCGAAGGAUCGGCGGAGACCAUGCAAAAUAAAAAGGCUGUUUUUUGUAUCAGUCCGUUCGUCAAGUCGCUGUAGAAAGCUUGAUGAAAUCCGGAAAGAAGCUUCCAAGCCCGGCCCUUACUUGGAAUAUUUUAAAAGCCCGGCUCGGUCAACCCGUGUAAAAUUUCUUGUACAGUUUAUCGAAUUGUGAAAAACGUCCUAGCCGGAUUUUUUGGAUGCCAAGUAACUCUUGGAAUUCUACUUUGCUUUUUCUGCAGGAAGAUACACAUUUUUUGAUCUUUUUGAUUUUCGCAAUUUUUGAGUGAUUUUCCUCGAAUUUCGCCUUUCUUUUGAGAAUUCUCGAUUUCUUUGUAAUAAAACCGGGAAGGCCCUGAAAAUCAAAGCCCGGGGCCGGAAAAAAUUUCGCUGCGAUAAAUCCUCGUUAUUUUCCCGACAGGCUUUUAUCAGUAUGUCGGGAAAAUAAUGAGCACAAUGUCGCUGCGCCAAUCGCGUCGCUGAAGUGAAAAGCAAUAUGGUGUUGUCGCAACAUAAUUCAUUUUUUCAAUUUUUUAAGCGAUUUUGGAUGCGACAGACAGCUCAUUAUUUUCUAGACGGACUUGAUGAUAUUACUUGUUUGUUUUGUACCUCAAAAAAUUCACAUGUUACUGUACAAUUUUCAGGAUGCCAACAGCCUUUACAACUACAAGAACGCGGUCGUAGAUCAACUAAUAUUGAAUGUAAUCAAUAAUAAGAUGAGCGUUAUUACCGAAUGGCACAGCUCCAAAAAUUCGACGGCUCCCCAUGUUUUCAAUGGAGUCCUACUCGUCUUCACAAUGUUGGCGUUGUGUGUGGCUUGGGUUGCAAUCUGCGUUGUGAUUUUCCGAUACUUGAAGAAAAUCUGUCAGUUGAGGAGAGAGCGAAGCCAGGAGGUAAAUAUCAGCUGCUGAAUACAGCAUGCUGAUAUGUGGAGUUAUAGGGGUUAUAGGGCUGUAUAUGUACAGAUGCGGACCUGAUCCAGUGGCAAAAACCGUAGCAUUUUGGAUCCGGGAAGUAUCAAAAAUGCAGCAAAAUACCUCCCUCUCCAAGUGAAAAAACUCCAAUUUCAAAAGCGCGCCAGCUCUUUUUGCGAGGGAAAAGGCGUGCUUUUCAAAACGGAGUUUUUUUUUAUUGUAGUGGGAGGCAUUUUGCCACAUUUUUGAUACUUCCCGGAUGCAAAAUUAUACGUUUUUGCCAAUGGAUCAGGUCCCUCACUGUAGUAAACGUGUCAUACGCCUUACAAGUCAUUGAAACUGUCCGUUUUAGGAAGUGGUGAAUGCGGCGUUGCGAGCGUUGGCACAGACACGUGCAGUAAGUUCGGGGCAGUUGAUAUCGCCGUCGCAGUGUCAUUACUACCAAAGUCAGGUAAGAAAAGCGCUGCGAAUUUUUCAAAGGUCCAAAGGAAUAAUGACAAUUUUUUUGCUACCUGUCGGGAAAAUAAUGUGGAUUCUUUGCGCCCACCAUCCUUUUGCGAUGGCUACGGCCGAAGGUUUGGUGCGCGAUUAAAAAAAAAGAGAUUUUUUUCCGCGACAAAUCCACAUUAUUUUCCCGACAGACUGGUACACAGUUAAACCUUUGUACAGCGAAUUGCAAGGGACCAAAAAAUUUGUUUGUUAUAGAAAGGUUUUAUUGUACGGAUUAUGGGCUAAGUGCAAGGUAAAAUUAACCCAUACAGCCUUCGAUAUAUGCAGAGAUUUCGCUGUACGGGAGUUUCUCGUAUAUGGGUUUCACUGUAUCAGUCUGUCGGGAAAAUAAUGAGCACUCUGUCGCGUCGAAAAUCGCAUCGCCAAUGACAAAACAAAUCAUGUCAUGGCAAAAUCAAAUCGCUUUUCACUUCAGCGACACGAUCGGUGCAGCGACAUUGUGCUCAUUAUUUUCUCGACAGACUGAUACAGUGAAACCUCUGUAAAACGAAACUUCGUUACAACGAAACCAUAGCGAGCAGCUUUGAAGGCUCCAUGUGUAAAUUUUACCUAAAGCAGGCCAUAAGUUUUUCCAUCGCACUAAACAAGCCCUUGAAGGACUUUCAUUUUGCCCUAAACCCCCAAUUUUAGCCAAUUCCGUACGCGGACCUGCCCAGCUACGCCGAAGCCUUGCACUUGCCUCCUCCGCCCAUGGGUCGCCCUAAAGAUGAGGAACGAGCAUCGUCAGCGUCAACAAAUUCAUCAACUCCAUCCAGUCGUUCUUCAGCCCCACCCACGUAUGAGUUGGCCACAUCCCGGUUCUAA